AUGCUGGCUAAAGAUGGAGGAAGCUCUUUAGCCAAUAAAGUUGACCGACUCGUCCUCAAUCAGUCCAGACCAUCCAGCUCCUUCUCCAGCCCCUCCGACUCAGAGCGAAGUGGAGUGGAGCUAAGUCCCAAAGCCUCUCUGGGGCUCCAGAGGCCUAGAACCGCUAGAGGUCGGACCCCGUUAAAAACCCUUGACAAACCAGACAGAGAGAAUAAAGAGAGAGAGGAAGACGAUGAUAAGGAGAGUGAGUGGGAGGAGAUUCUUAGAGAACAAAAAGAGAAGGAGGGGGGGAGGAGGAAGGCUCAUCAGGAGGUAGAGGAGGAGAAAAAACAGUUGAUGGGGGAGAAAGAGAAGAGGAUGUGUCUCCUCCAGGAGGAGCUGCGUAGGGAGGAGGAGGAGGAGGAGAGGAUUCUGAAGGAGGAGAGUGAGGAAAGACUGAGGGCUCUGCGGCAGCGUCUCCUGUUAAAGAGGAGAGAGGAGGAGGCCAGGCUCACUGAGGAGUCUGACAGGAUGCUGGAGGAUACCAGAGAGUCUAUCCAGAGGGAGAGAGAGACACAUAAUCACAAGCUCAGGGAGGAGAGCGAAGCCAUCCUGGAAGAUUUGGAAAAAACUCUAGAGGAAGAGCGAGCAGCGGAGCGAGACAGGCUGGAAGCCCAGAAGAGGCAGGAUCUUGAACUCCUUAAGGCUGAGCAGGGAGAGGAGCUGGAAGCAGAGAGGACCGACUACCAACGAGAACUCACUGGCCGGCUCCAGGAAGUGCGGGAGGAAGAGCAGCGGGAUCAUGAGAGGAAGCUGGAGAAGCUGAGGGAAGACCACAAGAGAGAAAUGAACAACAUCAGAGAGAAAUACCUGGAUGAGGAGACCAUACAGAGAGAGCGCUUGCUGUCCACUCUGCAGGACGACAGAGAUCACCUCCAGGCCUCCCACGCUGUCCAGAUGGAGAAACUGAGGCUUCAGUUCAACACUCAGAUACGAAAGACGCAGCUCACACACUCACGCAAGGAGUCCGAAAUGCAGGAUCUGGCAGAUCAGUUGGAGCUGAAAGUCAAAGAGCUGAAGAGCCAGGAGAGCAUGCUGCAGAUCCAGGUAGUAGAUCUGAAGAGAAGGAGGAAGAACCUCAUAGAUGAAGGAGAGGAGGUGGACACAGAGAGAGAGGCCUUACCCCAGCUGAACCAGGAGAGAGACCAGCCAAAGGACGAGCUGGAGAGGAUGAGAGAGGAUAAACAGCAAGCCUUAGAACUCAUCCAGAGAGUCAGGGAGGAGCGGAGCGGGGCAAUCAUGGAAAAGGAGAGGCUGAGAGGAGAGAGGGAAAAAGCCAGAGACGAGAGCAGGAGAGUGAAGGAGGACAAGGAGAAACUGGAGAGCAAUGUGACGCUGCUGCAUGAGAGAUGCAACGGUCUCAGCCACAGAGUCAGUCUCAACGCCGUCUACAAUGCCCCCAUCAGCAGCGGGCUGAAGGCCUCUGAGGAUCUCCUCAACAGCCGGUGGAGCCAGAUUUUUCCUGGAGCAGCUGUGGACCCAGUUGCGUCCAGCACCAUGAGGACCAGCUCAGCCUACUCAACUUACACUCCUGUUAGUGAACAGAGUACCAGCCUGCGGUCCAUGCAGAAUUCAGCAGAGAUCGAUGGUCAGAGGCUGCAGGGAAUGAUCGACAGCAACAAGAGGUGGCUGGAGACGCAGAAGAAAGACCCCAGCAUACCUCUAUUGACUCCCUAUCAAGCUCCGUCCUCCAAGAGAAGCCUGGUCCAGCUGGGCAUGGACGAUACCAACCAGAUCAGAGUCUACCACUACUGA
Messenger RNA from Pleuronectes platessa (European plaice), 1794 nucleotides. RefSeq names its product centrosomal protein of 164 kDa-like. Bases 1 to 1794 code for a protein of 597 amino acids. The record is from RefSeq and is a predicted model, not a curated record. NCBI's taxonomy places the organism in Eukaryota, Metazoa, Chordata, Actinopteri, Pleuronectiformes, Pleuronectidae. The transcript has a single exon.